Entrophospora candida is the source of this 588-nucleotide messenger RNA. Lineage: Eukaryota; Fungi; Glomeromycota; Glomeromycetes; Entrophosporales; Entrophosporaceae. The record is from the annotation of a GenBank genome assembly.
AUGAGUGAAUAUGAAAUCGAGAGCAUUUUCGACCAUGAAGUUAAAAAAUCGAAAUUAUAUUAUCUCGUUAAAUGGAAAGGAUAUUCAAAAGAUCAGUCUUCUUGGAUCUAUGAAGAAGAUUUGUACGCAGAUGAACUUGUACAACAAUAUUGGACAAAGCUUCAAAGUUCAAAAAGUAGCAACAAAAGCAAUGAUAUGAGUGGUAGAAUUACUAGAAGUAGAAAUAAACAUAAUAAGAAUCAUAGUUCUGGUCUGCCCAGUUCUAAUAGUGCAUCAACUAUGAUAGAUGCUAGUUCAAAAGAUGUUAAAACAAAAAAAAAUAUAGAGGGAGCCACAGUCGUAAAAGAAUCAAGACAUCAAAAACCAAACAAAAUUAAAGUCACAUUAGAUAAAGAUAUUGAUAUUGAUAUUGUGAUGGUAGAUGAUGACGAUUGGGAGAAUAAAGUUUCAUCAGUUGAAUCUAUCAUUCGCGACGAUGAAACAGAAGAAUUGUCUGUAUUUCUUAGAUGGAAAAAUGGAAAAGUUUCAAAGCAUUCAACUAAAGAAGUAAAUGCCAAAUGUCCUCAAAAGGUAGUUUUAAUAGUUUAG